GGUGCGCAUGCACAGUGCACCUCUCCAUCAUGGCCACGGUGCUGUCCCGGGCGCUGAAGCUGCCAGCCAGGUGAAUCGUGAGUUAUUUAUUCUCUGCACCAUCGAACAGCCUCAGGAGGCUGGAUUGAGCACGCCCUUGCCAGCCCUCCCAGCGUAUUCCCAGGACAGCUACAGAUUGCUUUUUAGGGCACUCUCCAAACAGUAGGAGUUGAAGGUUUGCAUCUGAUGAGAUUAGAUAUGCAAUUGGGUCUCCCACAUCCUAGGAAAAAAGAGCCCGGACCUUGGGGAAUAUGAUCCCCUCACUCAGGCUGAUAGUGAUGAAAGUGAAGAUGACCUGGUGCUCAACAUACAGAAGAAUGGGGGGGUCAAGAAUGGGAAGAGCCCCCCCGAGGAGGUGCAGGACCCUGACUCCGAUGUGGAGGUUGGGAUGACAAAGCAGCACACGUCAGAGAGCACGCCUGAGGGUUAUCCUGCAGAGGCAACUGGGAGUUUGGAGCAGAAGGCUGCUCCCUCCCUCAUGCCUUACCUGCGCACAGCGAUCUUUUUGCUUACUGUGGUGAUCUCAAUGAUUCUGGUGCUGGUGUGUGCGUUUCUAAUUCCCUGUCCCCCUAGAGACUUGCAUAACACCUGGAACCGCAACCUAGGUCAGGGAGCAGGUGGUGUAUUAUCCCCACUGGAGCUGUGUGAUGUCAACGGUGAUGGGCUCCCUGACAUCCUCAUUGUCUUCACAGCCUUGAUGAAUGCCAGUGUCAUGGGUGUCUCUCGACCUUCAGUGACUGUGAUGGCCCUUUCUGGUAUGAAUGGCAGCACCCUGUGGUCCAUCCACCUUCCCGAGGAGACUCUGAGUGUGCAGUGCAAAGGGCUGUCACUGGGAGCACCUGCAGAGCCCGUCUGCCUUGUGACGGGAACAUCUAAACUCCUCAGCCUUCUCAGUGCCUCCACAGGCAAGGCUAUCUGGACGCUGAACUCUAUCCACCUUUCAAAUGGGAUCCUGGCUGCACCGGCUGCCACUCUUCCAGAUGUAGAUGGAGAUGGGGUUGGGGAUGUUGUUGUUCUGGCCCUCAAGGAGACACAGCCCGAUGUAUUUUUUAUCUUGGUGUCGGGAAAGACUGGGACUGCUUUGGGUGGGCCUGUGAAGUACAGCACCAAUGGAGAAGGGAAAGUGAUUGGUCCCCAAGUCCACAUCACCAGCCAGGGAGCCAUCUACAUCCUAUUUGGUUUUGGUAAUGUUCAAGCAGUUGCCCUGAGGGAUAUCUUUACCCAAGCCAGGAACCGGGACAGCUUCCCUGCAAUGCUGCAGCAGGAGGAGCCAGAGUGGGAAAAGCGCAGAUCUGUCAACCUGUCAGAGCUCAUUGACAUUUACAGUGGGGGUGUUGACUUCCUGCAGACAAUGAAGGCAUCUGACACAAACUGCAGCAACCUGCUUAUCACCACCAAAGACAGCCUGAUCCUGCUGCGGGGACAGGACCUGGAGCCCCACUGGAUCCUGGAAAUGCAGAACAUUAGCAGCCAGCCUGUCCCGGGUUACUUCGGUACUGACCAAACCCUAGACUUCAUGCUACAAGCACAGACUGGAGAUGGGAAGAAAAAGGUGGUGGUGAUAGAUGGCAAAUCAGGCCUCCCUGUUUGGAAUCAAGAAUUCCCAUGGCAGAAGCAAGAUCUCGAUGCGCUGUCAGUGAUGACUUUGGACAAGAAAUCUGUUUUUCUCUUCUGGGCUGAUGAAGCACAAUCUAUGUUACAAAGUUUGCAACCCAGUCCCAGAACUGAGCACCCAGGGUUGCACCACCUCUAUCUCCUCCAUCCUGUUUUUCCUACAGUCCUAUUGGACCUCACCAAUGCAACAGACAAAGUCAUUGCGUCAGCAGUUGGAAUUAAUGAUCUCCAGAAGGAUGCAUUUUACAUCACUGUGACAACAACUGCAACCUCUGAAAAACAGCCAGGAUUUUUCUCAGUCAGCAAGCUAGGCCUGAAGUGGGCCAUGAUGACUCAAGGCCGAAUGGUGUGGUUAAACGACAACACCACCCCCAAAAUCAGCCGUGGGGAAGUGAGACGAUUUCUUGCCCGGCUGAAAUUUGUUGAUUUUCCUCACAAGCUCUAGCCUGGUGAUUCCUCAAGUUUCAGCUGGACAUGUGGCCUGCAGGGUGGAAUAGAGGAAGCUGCUCCUUGGGUCUCCAUGAAAGUGCUGUGUAGAGGGAAUGGGGGCUAAAAGCACUUCCACUCUCUUCAGCUCUCUGGGGAAUGCUGAUGGAGGCAGGUUUGUUCUAGACAGACCUGUCCUUUACCAGAAGAACCUUGUUCAGCAUUUGCCCCUGCAUAUGCCCUUCUUGCAUGCUUCCUUCCAGGUAACAUGGAAAUGUGAAUUUAGAAUUUACAUAUAUACACACAUAUAUAUACACACAUAUAAAGAAUAGUGUGUGCAUUUGUAUAUAUGUAUGUAUGUAUGUACAUAUAUAACAAUUUAUAUGAUAUAUGUAUAUUUUUUUGUAUGUUUAAUUUAUGAACAAGACUUAGGAAACCCUUUUUAUGUCCAAACAGUAUUCCCUGGCAGUCAGAAAAGCUCUAGGCCUGAGGUGGGCCAUGAUGGCUCAAGGCAGAUGGUGUGGCUAAAGGACACCACCUGCUUUAAUCUUUAUAUUAUUCGAGAGAAGGCUCUGCCUGGCUCCUGUAGAGCUAAUCGUGUCCACAACCUUUUCUGAGCUCUCAACCCUCUUUUCUAUUCUGUUCCUAAAUUCACAAACUAUCUCUCUGGCUGAAGUAUCUGAUCUAGAGAAAGAAAGUCUCCACACCAUUUCCCAGCCCUUGCACUUGUGUAUUUCUCUUCCCAGUCCCAAGUUCAAGACAGGUUCAUGUGGGUGAUAUAGAAGCAAAAGGUUCACAUCUCAUUUCUACCUCUUCUUCUUCCAUCUCUAAGCUUUUUAAGAGCCCAGAGUGUCACUGUAACACCACACUGCCUCUCUCCCACUGCAGCCCAGUGGGCUGAGUCCCCCUUUGCAAUGCACCAUAGCUCUUUUGCACUAGACUCCCAGCAGAUCCCAGCCCAUGGACAUGGCACUGUAAAGAUCACACCAGAUCCAGGCACAGAAGGGCUGUUUCUUCUCGCACCACUGCUUCAGGAUAUGAAGGCUCAAACAAAGAGGCAGAACUGCAAAACUUUCCUGUGCAUUUUGACCCCAUAGUUAUAUUGGCCUGAGGGAUUCCCUGCUGUAAUGGAGGGGACCAACACUGCACAGACCAGCCCUGGAAUAGGAACAUACACUGUUAUUGUUCCCCUACCAGCCUGGCCCAAUAUGCAGUUCCAGCAGGAACUGACUACCCCCAGGGCACAUUUGCUCUUGAUAAGUUUAGUGCUUUGAACUGUGCCUCUUAGUGUGUUAUUGGUCUUCUGUGUUGUACUUCCAGAGCAUCUACAUGAAGUUUCUUGUAAUAGAUGUGGCUAUAUAUAAACCAACCACUCUGGUGCCCCAGUAGCUCCCCAUACUGCAGGGCAAUAACACUAGAAAGUGCUUACCCAAUAUGCCUUUCUAGACCUGACCUUUGACAUUAGGCAGAGCCAGGCUGAGGUGAGGAUAGCAAAUGGCUCUUCUGUCCUCCCGGUGACACAUGCACUUCCUGCCUUCAUGCACUUCCUUUUGAGUGAUGAGGCAAUGGCAGGACUUUGAGCUCCCCUGGAGAUGGACAGAUCUACCAUGGGUUUGCUCUUUACAACUUUCCUUGCACCAUCACCCUCUCACUUCCCCCUCCCUGCAUCUCUGUACAAUGCUUCCAGGAUAGCUCUUCAGGAUUACCUGCAAGCCCUGAGGCUGGCCCUUGGGCCCUCUUAAAGCCAGAGCCUGUUAACAGUUUGUAUAUGUUUAAUGGUAUUUUUGUGUAAAUAGCUUUGUAUAUAUUAGCACAACUGUAGCAGCAGCUCUCGGCCUGUGACUUUCCUCCAGACAGGGGUUAGUGUUUAUAAUAUACAGUCAGUUAAUACAGCUGCAUAAUGCAGACUGAAAGCAUGAAGACCAGUAGCACAGGAGGACUAAGCAGGAGUGCCUCUUCCCUUCUGUCUUAGCCACCACCUUGCUGGGAAAGGUGAGGCGGCUGUUACCUGAAGUAGUUAUUCUCCUGAGGUUCUUCCUGAGAGAACUGAUACUGAAGUGCAGUGACUUUAGCUCCCCCAUAAUGUGAAUUCUGCCCCCACAUCCCCACUGUGAAUAAAGAGUCUGUCUAUAUAUUGUUGAGAAAACUUAUUUGAACUGUGAACUGCAGUGGAGCGAAUAAAUGCCAUGUACAGUG
This is a messenger RNA of Dromaius novaehollandiae (emu), 4275 nucleotides long. RefSeq names its product family with sequence similarity 234 member B (gene FAM234B). The coding region runs from base 428 to 2098 and encodes 556 amino acids. Gene Ontology annotation, molecular function: protein binding. Lineage: Eukaryota; Metazoa; Chordata; Aves; Casuariiformes; Dromaiidae. The transcript has 14 exons. The record is from RefSeq and is a predicted model, not a curated record.